Molecule: messenger RNA, 1494 nt
Organism: Diplodia corticola
Lineage: Eukaryota; Fungi; Ascomycota; Dothideomycetes; Botryosphaeriales; Botryosphaeriaceae
Exons: 2
Coding region: 1-1494 (497 amino acids)
Source: RefSeq, a predicted model, not a curated record
AUGGCCCGCAGCCCCAACUCUACGGUCAAGAAGCGGGCUACCCGUCGCAGCAUGCAUUCCGGCCGCACGGGUCCUCAGCGUUCCUCCUACGUCCCGCAACGCAGCUUUGCUCCAGCCGGCUAUUUUCACACCUUCCGGCUCACUGAUGGUCUCGCUGAGGUUGAUGCUGAUGGAGACUUCACUAACAUGUCCAACUCUGCUUCCGAGUUGGAUGCCCUCACCUCACCUUCGACCAACCAUGACUACCUCACUUCCAACACCAUCUAUGAUGACAGCAUGGACUAUGAGACAUUCACCUCCAUGCUCAACGACGAUGAUGGUAUGGAGGAUGACUCUGACUUCGACCUGAAAGAUGAGAUGGACGUCGAGGUCUCUGGAAGUGAGGCCGAGGCUACGGCUGUCCGCUGGGAUGUGAAGCUCAACUGUCCGGCUCGCCCCAUGUCCAAGCCUUGCGCUGACAUUGUCAACCCGGGCCCUCUUGGACCUUACUCCAAGUGUCUUUGCGGUCAGCUGAGGGGCGGCAACCGUGUUUCCUACCGCCAUGCAAAGAAGUGGCACUACAAGGGCCCCAACUUCACCUUCGACGAGAAGGCCGGUGCCUAUGUCGCCCCCAACGCUCCGGCCUUGUCUACGCCCUUUCACACGUUCGAACUGGGCGGCAGGACCAUCUGCCAGCCGGUGACCGUCUCCAGGGAAGACUACAUCCUCGGCAAGCGCGGUGCCAACCUCUCCGCCGAGCGCACCGUUCCGCAGUGUGCUCACUUCCCAGUCACGGGCCUUCUCAGCUACAACGUGCCCUUCGUGAAGGGCCGCAUCUGCACCCGCACGCCCAAUGCGCAGUGCCUCGUAACUCGCAUCCAGGACCAGGCUCGCUUCCUCUGUCUCAUCGAGAAUGAGAUCCGCCCUGACGGCGCCAUUCGACGCCGCAUGAACAUCCAUGCCCCGCCGGCGAACUGGGACGACCCGGCGUCCAUCUCCCACCUCAACCGCUGGCGCGCCCAGUUCCGUCAGCGCAAGCUCCGCAUCACCUCUCGCAAGCCACGCACGAAGUGGUCUGACAGUGCCUUGAACUACCUCGUCGAGCGCCUCGCCCGUGACCCGUCCACCUACCGGUCCGAGCUGGCGCGCCACGUCAGCAGGCACUUCGGCAUCAAGCGCAGCGAGCACGCCGUCUCCUGCGCCAUUGACAACCACAAGCUCCGCCUUCGCGCCGAGGAGCUGCGCAGCCAGUGGGAGGCGGAUGGCCUCUUCUCCAAGUUCGCCGAGAGCGACAGGGAGAUCCUGAUGGACGACUACGUUGAAGAAGAAUGUGCCAACGAGUCUAGCGACGAGUCUCCUGAGGUCACGAUGGAGGACCUGGACGAGAGCGACAGCGCGGAAGAGCCCCAAGACGCGAUCUUCAAGCCUUUCACCGAUCGCAAGCAGACACCCAAGGUCCUUUCCAAGGCCAUGGCUGGUAGCGCCAACCCCCACAUGUCAGAUUGGGGUCUCUAA